Messenger RNA from Trichoderma citrinoviride, 285 nucleotides. Its product is annotated as U6 snRNA-associated Sm-like protein LSm2. Gene Ontology annotation, biological process: mRNA splicing, via spliceosome. Gene Ontology annotation, molecular function: RNA binding. Gene Ontology annotation, cellular component: Lsm1-7-Pat1 complex; U6 snRNP; P-body. The annotation marks the transcript as partial. The record is from RefSeq and is a predicted model, not a curated record. Lineage: Eukaryota; Fungi; Ascomycota; Sordariomycetes; Hypocreales; Hypocreaceae. The transcript has a single exon.
AGCUUCUUCAAAACCCUCAUCGACCACGAAGUCACCGUCGAGCUCAAAAACGACAUCCAGCUCAAGGGAAUCCUCAAGAGCGUCGACCAGUACCUCAACAUCAAGCUCGACGACAUCCAGGUCGUCGAGGAGCUCAAGUAUCCCCACCUGAGCUCUGUCAAGAACGUCUUCAUUCGGGGGUCCGUCGUGCGGUACGUGCAUCUGCCUGCGGCGUCGGUGGAUACGCAGCUGCUGGAGGAUGCGACUCGAAGAGGUAAGGCACACUUUUCUUUUGAAGAAAUGUAA